Molecule: messenger RNA, 582 nt
Organism: Paraglomus brasilianum
Lineage: Eukaryota; Fungi; Glomeromycota; Glomeromycetes; Paraglomerales; Paraglomeraceae
Source: the annotation of a GenBank genome assembly
AUGUCUUGCAAAGAACUCCAAAACACUGCAAACGACUUUCCAAAUGUUGCUUAUGGUGAUCAUUGUACAAAUACCAACAAGUCGAUAAAAGAUAUUGCCGUGGAAGUACAUUCGGCCUUGUUCUCAAAGGAUAACGCUGAAAAAGAAAAUGUCAUCAGGUCAUAUUUUGAUGCGCAAGCUGUCUUUGAGGAUCCUACGGUCCACGUACAGGGUCGUAGAAACAUUGCCCUUCAGUUUACAUUACUGUCUUGCCUCUUCUCUUCGAUCACAGCCGUUUACCGCUCUGUAGCCGAAGCCUCAGCACCAGGCGCCCACAAUCAAAUUAUUAUUGAUUCCGACGUUACCUAUGGUCUUUGCUGGCAAAAUAUUGAAAUACGCACUAUCACGCGAUUCGAGUUUAAUGAACAACACAAGAUAGUUAGACGUGAGGACGUAUGGAGCAUAGCCGAUCUAAUACAACAGAUACCCAUUCUUGGAUGGAUGUAUGCCGAGAUUGGGAGGAAAACUACAGGAAUCGUGUCGAAUCAGCUGUGGUCGCUUGUACAAGAAAUAGGCAAGGCCUGGAAUGAGUGGGAAGUGUGA